Ahaetulla prasina is the source of this 4349-nucleotide messenger RNA. RefSeq names its product smoothelin like 2 (gene SMTNL2). The record is from RefSeq and is a predicted model, not a curated record. The coding region runs from base 263 to 1699 and encodes 478 amino acids. The transcript is spliced from 9 exons. NCBI's taxonomy places the organism in Eukaryota, Metazoa, Chordata, Lepidosauria, Squamata, Colubridae. Gene Ontology annotation, biological process: actin cytoskeleton organization. Gene Ontology annotation, molecular function: protein binding. Gene Ontology annotation, cellular component: filamentous actin; microtubule organizing center.
CCUGGAAACCUCUUUUGCACCCUCCCACCUGCUCCUUCCGCCCAGGCCACCCGCCUAUAAAAAGAGAGGUUUUGGCGCUGGCAAAAAGAGACCGUGAAGAAAACGACCGAGGGCGCUUUUUAGCGCUGCUUGAAAGCGGGCAUCGCGUUCUAAGGGCGCUCGGGUUAGACCGACCGGCCGGGACUUUUGUUCUCUGGACGAGGAAAGGGGCUUUUUUCUGAACUAACCGGGGGGCCCCGGGAGAUCCAUUUGCGGGGCCGCCAUGGAGGUGAGCGCGGCGCGGACGUCGUCGAGUGACAUCGCGGACCUGAACAGCCAAGACGCCCAGACGGUGUGCGAAGCGCUGGGCCGCUACGAAGAAACGCUUCGCGGCGCGGUUAAGGAGAUCCACGUGGAUAUCCAGGUCUUUAAGAACGGCGUGGACCGACAGGUGGCCGAAGUGCUGCGCUUGGCCAACCCGCUGGCCAGCACCGUGGCCGAGCUCCAGCAAGAGAACCAGAAGUUGCGGACGCAGGUCGAGCAUUUAACUCAACAGGUGGAGAUCCUCAGCCGGGCAGCCGGACUCCCGGACGUCUUGGUCUCCAAGCCGGCAUCUCCGACGGCAUCCGUGGCAUCGCCGAAGCUGGGCAGCGGCAGCGGCAACAGCAGCCGCUUUGCCAGCCACGCUAGACUGUCCCUUUUCAGCAAGAGUCAGAGCUUGGACAUUGAGGAUGAAAAGAACUUUAUGAGCAAAAGAAUUCCUGAUUCAGCCAUAACUGAGAAUGGGCAUCAGUUGUCAGGAGAUUCUCCCCUUGAGGCACAUGCUCCAGCCAUGUCUUCACGGAUGCCCCACCAGCCUGUUACUGCAGUAACUAGAGUAUCGGAAACGUUUUCAGGAGAAACGGUUGGAUCGCCAACUGUGCCAAACUCUCCCGGCAGACAGCAGAGCAAUGCUCAUAAUGAGACUGUGUCCAAAACAUUGAUUCAAGCAGAAAAAGAGGUGAAAGGUGCUGGCAGUUCAACCGUGAGCACUGCGAAGAACUGGAACAUGAGUUCAGUGAGGACAACAAAUGCUUCCUUUACCUCAGAUAAAUUUUCUUCGGGGACAAAAUCCACAUCGACUGUAAACUAUGGAAGCCAAUCUAGUGAAAGUGUCACCACAAGCCAACAAACCCAGGCUUCAAAAUCUCACUCUUCACCUUCUUCAGUCCAUCGACAAGUGGAAAAGCGAAGGGAGCUGGUGAGAUCUCAGACUCUUCCCCGGACCUCAGAGACUCAGUCUAGGAAAGCACUCUUUGAGAAGUUCGAGCAGGAUACUGGAAAGGGGAAGAGUGUAGGCCGGACCAAACUCAAAAGAUCCCAGAGUUUUGCAGUUGCCAGUGCCAGCAGCAUCAAGCAAAUCCUCUUGGAAUGGUGUCGGUCCAAAACUAUUGGCUACAAGCACAUAGAUCUGCAGAACUUCUCCUCUAGCUGGAAUGAUGGGAUGGCUUUCUGUGCACUGGUGCACUCCUUCUUCCCUGAAGCAUUUGAAUACCAUACAUUGGACCCCACCAAGCGCAAGGAGAACUUCGAAUUGGCAUUCACAACAGCUGAAAAAAUGGCCAACUGUGACCGCUUGAUUGAAGUGGAGGACAUGAUGCUGAUGGGCCGCAAACCAGACCCCAUGUGUGUCUUCACAUACGUGCAGUCUCUCUACAACCAUCUUCGGCGCUUUGAAUGAAUCCAGGAAGGCCAUGACUCUUAGAAUGGGACUGCUCCACAGCUGCUUUUGUGCUAAUGUUUGGUGCUGCUAAACAGCUGCUUGCAUCCCUGCAGAGGGAAGUCCCAGGCCGCUGGACACAGCCACAAGCCAAAGAGAAAGAAAAGAUAAAAACAGUCAAGGUUCCAGGGCAGCUAGAGCUCUUGCUGAAAAAAUAAUAAUGAUAGAAGGCCGGCAGGUCCUUCCUUGUUCUCUCUAGGCAGCUGUGAAUAGAGAUUCUUGUUCCAAGAAUUUCCUUUUAACUAUAUGUGCAAGCUGAUUUGACCAAAUUGACCUAGAGGGAUAAUUCAAGCAUGAUCUCCUCCUCCCUGUCUUUCUUCCAUAGAUGUCUCUCAAAAGUCUGUAUGCUAUGUCUUAUCAUUUGUGGGCAGCUAUGCUAUUAGUUGCUUUGUAUGAUAUUCCCCUUCUUUUCCCCAUUCCACUUCUUUAUGCUCUGGAAUUCCUGGGAUAGAUUAAUGCAAAGAGACAGAUUCCAGUGUGGAUAGUUUGAAGGCUAAUGUGCAAAUUCUCCUGAUCACGGGAGCUUCCUGCAUACUUUUAGAAUUCAGUUUGUUUCCAAAGGCUGCAGUUUUGAAGCCUGUUUUCCUUCAAACCAAAAGACUGGCUUGUACAUUUUUUUAAAAAAAAUGCUCUUGUAAUAAUGCAGGAUAUUAACCUGCAUGACCAUAACUGACACUUCACCACAAUCUGCUUCAGCAUUAUUUUCCCCCAAUAUCUGUUAAUCUGUCACCUGAAAGCUGCAUGCUGAAUCUUGCUUUGGACCCACCUGAAACUGAGCUCAGUGAAAAAAUGAGGACUCAGUCAGGCGAUAUUAUCUGAUGCUGAAGCCGGUAUUGGCAACCAUGUGAGGGUUAUCAGAUUUAGCAUUUGGGGGGUGGGGGAGAGGGGGAGAGAUUUAGGGAAAAGAAAGUCCACAUGAAAGGUGCAGAGAAAGGUAACAAAAAAGGGACAAAUGAGGCAGAAAGGCCACAAAGAAAGGUGCAGUGAGGCAAUCUGGCUGGAGGAGAACAGAUAUAUUAUUUUUCCUACUUGUGAGGAGGAGUUUAUUUUUUUAAAAACUAUUAAGCCUGUUAUAGGUGUACGUUAUGAUGUAGGAUGUAGGCUCUGGGGGACGCAGAAAUGAGAGUUGUGAGAUGCAUAACUCUGAGCCCUGAGGUUGCUCACUCCUGCAAGAGAGCAAGAAUACUUACCCCAAAUAGCUACGGUGAUGUACAAGGACUGUGGAGAGACUCUUAUGGGCAGAUUGUUGAAAUUCUGCAUAAUACUUGCAUACCUUAGUCUUCUGGUCUUGAAGGAAUGAGGAGAAUUUGCUCUUUAUCAUAUACAUCAAAUUCCCAGGAGGUCAUUGCCAGAAAGGAGACUGAUUACAGCAAGAGCACCACUGAGUCCAAAAUGUUUCUCCAAAAUAUUUGAAUUAACUGGUGCCAGAUACAUCAGUCCUGAUGCAUGCUAACUGAGAAUUCUGGACCAUACCAGAUUGGUAAGAGUCCUCCUAGAAGCAAUUGCUCUGGUAUGUGGGAGAAUUGUGCUCAGUAAAAUAAGGAAGAGGCUCCAAAUCUUCCAAAACUAUCGUGGCUAAAAUGGAGUCAUGGUUCAGAUUAGUCCGGGCUGGGAAAAGUGUUUACAUCCAUCCAUAAGAAAUUGUGCUGCACUUAGACACACCAUUAGAGAAACAGCCAGCUAAAGUGCAGCACAUUUCUAAUCUCAGUUUUGGGAUUUGCUUUUCACAUCUUGAAGCUAUUUUGAAAAUGGUCUCAAGUAUUAUACAAGGUUUUGCACGAAAGCAAGUUGCCUAGUAUCAGCAUAAGCUGCUUUAUAUGACUGACCCCCGCUGGCCACUCGUUAAGAGUUAAAUACUUAGUUCUGUACGCUGGGGAAAUUAACUUUGUCUCAAACAUCCUUUGGAUUUGGGCUCAAACUCCUCUAAACCCAUCAUUGACUAGACUAAGCUAUUUACGCAAUAUUUUAAUUUCCUCUUGAUCCAGUUAACUGUGUUGUGUGAUUGGGGACAGUGUGACCUGAAUCCUAGGGUCAUGCAAUUUUCUUAACACGAAAUUCAGAUUAACAAAACCCAAUUGUUUGGUUCACAUAGCAUCUUUUGCAUGAAGAAACCAAAUUAUGGUUAGGUUGGUGGCCUGAUUUAUACAAAAUGUAAGAUAAGGGCAGGGAUUCCAGCACAUUUAAUUUAGCUUCCUCUACCAUGUCCAAUUAUGUAUGCUUGUGUAUGUUCGGAGCAGGGUGUAUGUCAUAAGUCAUGACUUUAUUCAAAUGAAGAAAAUAAUAUAAAUUGGACAUGACUGGGAGGUUAUGGAAUUUGCGCCAUUUGUAUAAUGAAACUGGCUCGUGUCCCAUCAUCCUGAUUUUUACGGACAUCUAUGUAAUCACAGCUAUUUGGCUAUCCUGAAGCAGCAGGAAUAGUCGUGUGUUUUGGGGUGAAUUAGUGAUUUUUAGCUGUCUGGCCCACACAACUCUGCCACUACAGACCUCCUAUCAACUUCUUGCCAAGGUGUUUCCCUGCACAGUCAAUAGCUUGCUCAGAGCAGUUUCCUGCCUUGGGGCUGUACAGAUGGCCACUAUAAAACAAAUAAAAUAAAGGCAGCUUUGUGUCUGG